GAGGUGACACGCCGGUGGCACCGCACGCUGCUGGAGCUGGACCUGAGCGGGCGCCGCGAGCCCGGCCUGGGGGCGGCGCUGGCCCAGUUCGGGCCCCGCGACCCCCUCAGGGUCCUGCGGCUGGCGGGGACCCCCGAUGCACCUGGGCAACCUCAGAGCCACCUGGGCAACCUCGGAACCUGCCUGGGCAACGCCAGGAUCUGCCUGGGCAACAUCAACACCCACCUGGGCAACCCCAGAGCCCACCUGGGCAACCUCAGAACCACCUGGCCUCAGAACCACCUGGGCCACCUGAGAGCCCACCUGGGGCACCUGAGAGCCCACCUGGGCAACCUGAGAGCCCACCUGGGCAACAUCAACACCUACCUGGGCAGCCUCAGAACCACCUGGAGCCACCUGGGCAACCCCGGAGCCACCUGGGCAAUGCAAGGACCCACCUGGGCAAUGCCAGAGCCCCCUGGGCCACCUGAGAAUGACCUGGGCAACCUGCGCGUUUACCUGGGCAACCUGGGAACGUGCCUGGGCGAUGCCACAGCCCACCUGGGCAACGCCAAGGCCCACCUGGGCAACCUGGGAGCCUCGCUGGGCAACGCCAGAGCCAACCUGGGCUACGGACCACCUGGGCAACCUCAGCUCCAACCUGGGCAACCUCAGGGACCACCUGGGCAACCUGAGAGACCUCCUGAGCAACCUCAGCUCCAACCUGGGCAACCUCAGCUCCAACCUGGGCCACCUGAGAUACCACCCGGGCCACCUCAGCUCCAACCUGGGCAACCUCAGGGACCACCUGGGCAACCUCAGCUGCAGCCUGGACAACCUGAGAGACCUCCCGGGCCACCUGAGAGACCUCCCGGACCACCUGAGAGACCACCUGGGCCACCUCAGCUCCAACCUGGGCCACCUGAGAGACCACCUGGGCAACCUGAGAGCUCCCUGGGCAGUGUAAGAACCCACCUGGGCACCCUCAGUCCCACCUGGGCAGUGCCAGAGAUCGCUGGGCAACCUCAGUUCCCACCUGGGCCACCUCAGUUCCCACCUGGGCAACCUCAGCGUCCACCUGGACAGCCUCAUCUCCAACCUGGGCCACCCCAGAGACCACCUGGGCCACCUCAGUUCCCACCUGGGCCACCUCAAUUCCCACCUGGACAACCUCAGUUCCCACCUGGGCAACCUCAUCUCCAACUUCGGCCACCUCAACUCCCACCUGGACAACUUCAACGCCCACCUGGGCCACCUCAUCUCCAACCUGGGCCACCCCAAUUCCCACCUGGACAAGUGCAGCGCCCACCUGGACCACCUCAAUUCCCACCUGGACAACUUCAACUCCCACCUGGGCCACCUCGGUUCCCACCUGGGCCACCUCAGCGCCCACCUGGGCCACCUCAGCGCCCACCUGGGCCACCUCAGCGCCCACCUGGGCCACCUCAGCACCGCCUGGGCCACCUCACGAUUUACCUGGACAAGCUCAACUCCCACCUGGGCAACCUCAGAGCGCACCUGGGCGAGCUCAGGGCCCACCUGGCCAACCUCAACUCGCGCCUGGACAAGCCCGGCGGCCACCUGGGCGAGCUCAGGGCCGGCCUGGGCACGCUGGGCGCCCUCCUGGGCAACCUGAGCGCCCACCUGGACAACCUGGGCGCCCUGCUGGGCAACCUGAGCGCCCACCUGGGCAACCUGGGCAUCAACCUGGGCACCUUCCGAGGCCAGAUGGGCGACGGCAGAGCGGCCUGGGCGGGCUGGGCGCCACCUGGGCAAGCUCAGAGCCCACCUGGGCAACUUGAGAAAUCAUCUGGGCAAGCUCAGAGCUCACCUGGGCAACUUGAGAAAUCACCUGGGCAAGCUCAGAGCCCACCUGGGCAACUUGAGAAAUCAUCUGGGCAAGCUCAGAGCUCACCUGGGCAACUUGAGAAAUCACCUGGGCAAGCUCAGAGCCCACCUGGGCAAGCUGAGAGCCCACCUGGGACCCCUCGGAGCUCACCUGGGACCCCUCGGAGCCCCCCCGGGACCCCCGAGAGCCCCCCCGGGACCCCCCGGAGGUCACCUGUGCGGCCCCAGUGCGUACCUGGCUGACCGAGCCCCCCCCGAGCUCGAUCAGAUGCUAAUGAGAUGCUAAUCGCAUGCUAACGAGAUGGUAACGAGAUGGUAAUAAGAUGCUGAUGAGAUGCAAAUGAAGCCUCCCUGAUUGCUCGCGGCCUGUCGGGGGUGGGGGA
Molecule: messenger RNA, 2210 nt
Organism: Passer montanus (Eurasian tree sparrow)
Lineage: Eukaryota; Metazoa; Chordata; Aves; Passeriformes; Passeridae
Product: collagen alpha-5(IV) chain-like
Exons: 5
Source: RefSeq, a predicted model, not a curated record